UUCGCCAGCGAACGUACGAAUUAUGGCUGUCCUUUUCGUGAAUAACAACGCGGGUGUCGUGUUCGCGGCUUGCCGUACGGUGCUUCUCGUGCUUGCUGCUAUUCUUGUUCUCGCCGAAGCUGAUCAGAAACCAUCGGCGUUGAAGAUCGAAAAGCUGUACGUGCCAGAGGUAUGCGACGCGAAAUCCAAGAUCGGUGACCAGCUGACGAUGCACUACACCGGCACGUUGCAGGACGACACCAAGUUCGACUCAAGUUUGGACAGAGAUCAGCCGUUCGCAUUCCAGCUGGGAGUUGGCCAAGUUAUUAAAGGCUGGGACCAAGGAUUGUUGGAUAUGUGCGUGGGUGAAAAGAGGAAGUUGACCAUACCGCCGGAACUCGGAUACGGGGAGAAAGGAGCCGGAAACGUAAUUCCUGGAGUCGACGAACGAUCAGCCUGGAGGGAUAUAGAAUUUGGGAAGAAAGUUGAUCCACGUUGA
Molecule: messenger RNA, 478 nt
Organism: Habropoda laboriosa
Lineage: Eukaryota; Metazoa; Arthropoda; Insecta; Hymenoptera; Apidae
Gene: Fkbp14
Product: FK506-binding protein 2
Exons: 3
Coding region: 23-478 (151 amino acids)
Biological process (GO): protein peptidyl-prolyl isomerization
Molecular function (GO): peptidyl-prolyl cis-trans isomerase activity
Source: RefSeq, a predicted model, not a curated record